GGUGCUGAGGUGCUGGUGUUCACGGAGCCAUCAAACCGGGUUAUCCAUUACGUGGUCGCCACCGAUGACGAUUCUGGCCCAAACGCUGCCAUUUCUUACGACCUGAUCUCCGAUCCCACCGAUUGCUUCGGUAUCGACCACAAGACUGGUGCACUAUCGAUGCUGCGACGUCCUCCAUCCAGUGAUUCCACCAUAGUUGUUCGUGCCAGCGACGAGGGAACACCGUCACUUUUUGUCGAUCAGACCCUUACAAUACGGCUGACAAGUGACAGUAAGAAAUGGAGUUAUUUUGAUGACGACGAGGUUGAAGUGACGAUAGCAGACACAGCACCGGCAGGAACAACUAUCGCAACGCUUAGUCCUAGAUGGUUCCGUAGUUUCAAA
Ostertagia ostertagi is the source of this 384-nucleotide messenger RNA. The record is from the annotation of a GenBank genome assembly. Lineage: Eukaryota; Metazoa; Nematoda; Chromadorea; Rhabditida; Trichostrongylidae.